ACUCCUAAUUCUGAUUCUGAAAAAACCAGCAAAUCCCACACAGAAGAAUUCUAGAGAGAGAGAGAGGGGGGGGAGAGAGAGAGAGAUGGAGACGAUAGAGCACAAGACGAUCACGGCAAACGGAAUGAACAUCCACAUAGCAGAGAAAGGCCAAGGCCCGCUUGUUCUGUUCCUCCACGGUUUCCCGGGGCUCUGGUAUUCAUGGCGCCACCAAAUCCUCUACAUGGCCGCUCACGGCUACCGUGCGGUGGCGCCGGACCUCCGUGGCUACGGCGACACCACCGGAGCACCCGUCGACGACUGCACUAAAUUCACUUCCCUCCAUGUCGUUGGAGACAUCGUUGCUCUUCUCGAUGCCAUUGCGCCUGAUGAACACCAGGUUUUUGUUGUUGGGCAUGACUGGGGCGCGUUCAUGGCGUGGUCUUUGUGCUUGUACAGGCCCGAUAGAGUCAAGGCUUUGGUGAAUUUGAGCGUCCAUUUUAUGCCUAGGGAUCCUGUGAUGAAGCCUAUUGCUAUGUUUCGUGGGUUGUUCGGAGAUGACCAUUACAUGUGCCGAUUUCAGGUACCUGGAGAUAUUGAAGCUGAAUUUGCCCAGAUUGGUGCUAGAGAUGUGGUCAAAAGAUUCCUAACGUACCGCGACCCUGGCACAUUUUAUUUCCCUAAAGGAAAAGGAUUUGGGAGUUUUCCUGAUACUCCAGAUAUCUUGCCUUCUUGGUUAUCAGAAGAGGAUGUUGAUUACUAUACCAGCAAAUUUGAAAAUAACGGCUUCACUGGAGGAAUUAACUACUACCGAGCUUUCGAUUUAAAUUGGGAACUCGCGGCACCGUGGACCGAGGCCCAAGUCAAAGUGCCGACAAAGUUUAUUGUUGGCGAUUUAGACUUGGUCUAUAACAUCCCCGGCACCAAGGAAUACGUACACGGUGGCGGGAUGAAGAAAUACGUACCUCUGUUGGAGGAAGUUGUUAUAAUGGAAGGUGUAGCGCACCACCUCAAUCAAGAAAAGCCUCAAGAGAUCAACCAACACAUUCUUGCGUUCAUCAACAAGUACUGAUUUUUCCCAAUCCCUCUUCAGCUGUAUCACAGAUCCAUGCACGUCUCGAUUCCAGAUGCUAGCUUCAUGUUGUGUUUGAUGCAAUGCAAUAAGAUUUGAAGGCUAAACAGAUCACAAAUCUAUCGUUGUGUUUUGUUAGUGCCUUUUCGGCACUUGAUGUGUUAUACCACUAUGUGUUAUUUCUAUGUCUACACUACGUCUAUGUAACAACUCAUCCUCUGAGAUUGCAUAUCCCGAUAUUAGUCAUGUAAAUAAGAAAAUAAAAUUUCUUAUUUUGACAA
Messenger RNA from Rhododendron vialii, 1332 nucleotides. RefSeq lists its product as uncharacterized. Gene Ontology annotation, molecular function: hydrolase activity. Lineage: Eukaryota; Viridiplantae; Streptophyta; Magnoliopsida; Ericales; Ericaceae. Bases 86 to 1051 code for a protein of 321 amino acids. The transcript has 4 exons. The record is from RefSeq and is a predicted model, not a curated record.